Molecule: messenger RNA, 3921 nt
Organism: Xiphias gladius (swordfish)
Lineage: Eukaryota; Metazoa; Chordata; Actinopteri; Istiophoriformes; Xiphiidae
Product: multiple C2 and transmembrane domain-containing protein 2-like
Exons: 22
Coding region: 339-2954 (871 amino acids)
Biological process (GO): regulation of neurotransmitter secretion
Cellular component (GO): synaptic vesicle membrane
Molecular function (GO): calcium ion binding
Source: RefSeq, a predicted model, not a curated record
AGGGGAGGAAGUCUGUCUGAGGCGCACAUUACGGUCGAUGAGCGGAGGUGCUACUGUUAUCUUUUCACGGCCACGGUGUCUAACGGCCAUGAGGUGACCAAGAAACGGCCGCCGGAGUUUUUUUCGCAAGAGCGGAAAAGGGCAAGAGCUGACUCACUCUUACUUUUUUUUUUUUGUAGGCGAGAAGCAGAGAGGUACCGAGUUGAGUUACCUGAAGGGGGUCCUUGAGGUGGGGCUGCUCAGGUGAGCCUCCUUCCCGGCCGGAAGACAUUUUCCCCUGGCGGACAGCUAUCAGUGAUGUCCAGAUCUUAGACAAAGACCGGAAGCUCCCUCCCAUCAUGGAUUCCAAGAAGCCGGGCAUGCUGCAGCAUCUCCGCCAAAAGAUGCUGCCACACCUCCGGCGAGGCAAGACGAGCCCAAGUAAACCGCUUGCCCACCUCGCACACACCAUGGACCAUCGGAUGAGCUCCUCUGUUCCCGACAUUAGGGACAUGAGGCAGGAGUAUGCCCACAUUUCCUCUAGCACGCAGCACGCUCAAUACCACACUCCCAGCUACAGCAACCCCUCCACACCGCGUGUCAAGCCUUUUAGAGGCCAGGAAGGAGGUGGGAGUGGCCUGAACAUGGGAGUUGUUGGUGGAAGAGCUGGGAGGAGUGAACACAGACUUAACGUGCCUGCCGACUGCACAGACUGGGCUUCCUCCCAGGAGUCACUCAGCAGUCUCUGUGAGGUGGAGAAGAGCUCUCCGGAGUCAAACUACAGACUUGCCAGGGGCAUGGAGCCUGAGGAGCUGGCCCUGCCGGAGAUGAUGACUGUCUACAGCCCGGACCUUCCUUCUGUGGAGGUCUCACAGGACAGCUCACAGUAUGGGAUGGCCAAUGAGACUCUGAGUAUGUCGGACAGCAUCAGGGCUUCUCCCAGGUCCUUCCUGCUCACCGUCAACCUGAAGGAAGGACGCAACCUGGUCAUCAGGGACCGCUGUGGUACCAGCGACCCUUACGUGAAAUUCAAAUUAGAUGGGAAAACGUUCUACAAAAGCAAAGUGGUUUCUAAAAACCUCAACCCCACAUGGAAUGAGACUUUCUCUCUACCUGUGAAGAAUCUCAAUCAGAAGCUGUACAUCAAGGUAUAUGACCGUGACCUGACAAGUGAUGACUUUAUGGGCUCUGCCAGUGUCAUCCUUAGUGAUCUGGUGAUUGACAAAGUCAACGAGCUGACUUUGCCCUUGGAUGACCCAAACAGCCUGGAGGAGGACAUGGGCAUCGUGCUGGUGGACAUGAGUCUGUCACUCAGAGGUGGAGACAGCAAAAAAGGCCAACGAUGGCCACGUAAACGAAGUAUUAGGUCAGGAGCUUCCCUUCAGAGCUUUCGUCUGUCAGAAACACUGAAGAAGAGUCAGUUGUGGACUUCUGUUGUGUCAGUGACUCUGGUUGAGGGUCAGGAGCUGCCGCUGGACACUCAGGGAGGUCAGCUCUUUGUUCGAUUCAGUGUGGGAGAGCAGAGAUACAAAAGCAAGAAUCAUUGCAAAGUGGCCAAUCCUCAGUGGAGAGAAAGAUUCACCUUUAAUCGGUUCUUGGACAGUCCAGAAAUCCUGGAGGUGGAGCUCUGGUCCAAGGAAGGACGAAGGACUGAAGAGUGCUUGGGAACGUGUGAAGUGGACCUAACCAAAGUCCCUUUGAACCAGAGGCAGCUGUUCACACACACCCUGGAACAGGGGAGAGGACGUCUAGUUUUCCUCCUCACACUGAACACGUGCAGUGGCGUCUCCAUCGCUGACCUCUGUGCUGCACCUCUUGAUGAACCUCAAGAACGACAGAACCAGCUGGACAACUAUAGCUUGAAAAGGUCCCUGAAAAACCUCCAUGAUAUUGGUUUCCUUCAAGUCAAAGUUAUCAAGGCUGCAGAUCUGCUGGCUGCUGAUUUAAACGGCAAGAGUGACCCUUUCUGUGUGUUGGAACUGAGGAAUGACAGACUUCAGACCCACACCGUCUAUAAGAGCCUCAACCCAGAGUGGAAUAAAGUCUUCACAUUCCCUGUCAAAGACAUUCAUGAUGUUCUGGUGGUGACUAUCUUUGAUGAGGAUGGAGACAAGGCGCCAGACUUCCUGGGAAAAGUUGCAAUUCCCCUGCUCUCGAUCCGCAGGGGACAACAGAUCACCUUCCCGCUGAAGAAAGAGGACUUAGGUGUACUGUCGAAGGGGAGCAUCACUCUGGAGCUGGAGGUUAUUUUUAACCCUGUCAGAGCAAGUAUAAGAACCUUCCAACCCAGAGAGAGAAGAUUCAUGGAGGAUAAUCCCAAAUUUUCCAAAAAGGCUCUGGCCAGGAACGUGCUGCGUGUUCAGACACUUUACAGGGCGAUCAUGUCCACUCUGCAGUACAUCAAAAGCUGCUUCCAGUGGGAGAGUGUUCAGAGGAGCCUGCUAGCCUUCCUGGUGUUCGUGGUGACAGUGUGGUACUGGGAGUUCUACAUGCUGCCCCUCUUCUUGGUUUUGCUCAUCUUGAGGAACUACCUCCAGAUCCGCUCUGGCCGGCUCAGCCAAGACCUGGACAAUAUGGAUUUGGGGGAUGAGGAUGAGGACGAUGAGAAGGAUUCAGAGAGGAGGGGGCUGAUGGAGAAAAUCCACAUGGUACAAGAAACCAUCAUCACGCUUCAAAACCUACUGGACGAGAUCGCUUCUUUUGGGGAGAGGAUUAAAAACACAUUCAACUGCUCUGUUCCGUUCCUGUCCGGCCUGGCUUCCCUGGUCUUUGUCAUUGCAACAAUCCUCACAUACUACAUCCCUGUACGCUACAUAGUUUUAAUAUGGGGUAUCAAUAAAUUCACCAAGAAAUUACGGAACCCGUACAGCAUCGACAACAAUGAAGUGCUUGAUUUCCUGACGAGGGUGCCUUCAGAUGUGCAGAAGGUUCAGUACAGUGAGAUGAGAGGCAACAGGAAGAAGAAAAUCUCUUAAACAGGACCUGAUGCUGCUGUUUGUGGGUUUCCGAGUUCCCAUUGGAUCUGCUUGAGGACUCACUUUUUACUGGUUUCAGGGUUUGUGGUAGGUUUGAAUCUUAAUUUGCUGUGGUGAUACACAGCUCCUCACCGCUCAUAUCGACCAGCACCUAAAAGACCUUUCAACCAAAGAAGUCCAUACCGAGGACCCUGCAGAGAUUACUUUACCACAUUUUACGAAUGUGUCUAUCCAUGCAUUUCUGGAGCAAUUUAUAAUAAUAUUUCCAAAGAUUGUAGGUGUGUUAAUGUAUGUACAGUUUAUUCUUUUAGAUCAGAAGCUGCUGUAUUUUAUAUUAUUUCCCUGGUCCCUGGUUGUGUCCUCCUAAAACCAACUGAAAAAUCAGUCUGUAUUAUACUGAAUGUAUAUGUGUGGUGUGUAACAUUUGCGUGUGUAUAUUUUUACAUAAUUUACAUUUACAGAUAUGAAGACUCUAAGUCUAAAGUAGAUUGUUCAUCUAAAUUGUUGCUGGUUUAAAAGUAACUUUCAUUAUGGGCUACUUUAAAAGGAGUCAUAAUGCAUUUUUUUUAGAAACUAGUUUUGUUUUUAAGUGCAUGGUCUUUGUGGUUUUAAAUAUUAAUAAUUAUUUCAGGCCACAGUCGCUUUUCCAACCUUUCAUACUGUAUAUCCAUACAGCAACAUAUCAAAAGUUAGUAGCAAAUAUUGUACAUCAUAUUCCUGUAUUUCUUCCAUUAUCCUUUGGAAACGGAUAAAGAGCUAUGUGCAUACAAUACUGAUGGACCCAUUUUCUUUCAACAUGACAGUAUGGAUCUAUUUUUACAUGCAAAGGUGAGUGCCUGCAUUUGGUUGUAGAUUGUCUUUCAUCCUACACAGAGGAUGCACUGUACUCUGUACACACUUAACUUUAUUUAUUAAUGUCAGGCACUGAUGAAGACUUCCUGUCUUUCACUUCUAACAGCAAUAAAUG